This is a messenger RNA of Mercurialis annua (annual mercury), 831 nucleotides long. RefSeq lists its product as uncharacterized. Gene Ontology annotation, cellular component: chloroplast thylakoid membrane; chloroplast inner membrane. Bases 185 to 679 code for a protein of 164 amino acids. The transcript is spliced from 5 exons. The record is from RefSeq and is a predicted model, not a curated record. Lineage: Eukaryota; Viridiplantae; Streptophyta; Magnoliopsida; Malpighiales; Euphorbiaceae.
AACCAUGUAACAAAAAAAAUAAAAAAAUCACAGCUGCCGAGUCCAAUAGAGCAUAAUAGUUAUCGAAAUCAUCGAAGAACACACCUUAGUAAUCGACGGAGGAUUUGCUAACCCCGUUCUACUUUCAUUAAUCAACGCACCAUUUGCUAAUCCAUUUCUACUUUGGUAAUCCACGGACUCUAAGAUGACUGCAUUUUCAAGUUCUUGCCUUCCAUUUUCAGCUUCUCAACCUCACUUCUUAUCAUCAGGUUUUACUUUGAAGCCAUCUAGUACAGGUCUUUUACCCGUUAGUCACUGUAAUCUAUCCCGUAAUUCGGAGGUAACUGCAUAUAGGCGACCACUUGCUAUUCAAGCCAGUGGCGAUCGAGGCAUAUCAAGUAGUGCAGGUAUCUUCGUUGGUGGCUUUGUAUUGGGAGGAAUAGUUGCUGGAACAUUAGGCUGCAUAUAUGCUCCACAGAUCAGCGAAGCACUAUCUGGAGCUGACAGAAAAGAUUUGAUGAGGAAGCUGCCAAAGUUUAUUUAUGAUGAGGAAAAAGCAUUAGAGAAGACAAGGAAAAUUCUGGCUGAGAAGAUUGCACAAUUGAAUAAUUCAAUAGACGAGGUUUCUGCUCAACUGCAUCCCAAUGAUGCUCCAAAUGGAACUGCAGUGAGUUCAGAUGAGAUCGAAGCUUCUGCGUAAAAAAUAUGUCAAAAUCUCUGAUACAAGAUAUGUAUGUGCCUAGCUCUAAACUUACAAUACCUCAAAAUGAUAAUUUUGCUUCCACUCGUUUAGUUUCUGAUGUUUGUUGUUCUUUGAGGACUAAUGAUAAGCAAGUCUUGAUGUUUUAUUUA